AUACAUUAAUUUAAUUUUCAAUGUUGACUUCUUUAUAGAGUAUCUUUCAAAGGUUCAUAAUUUAUUAAAGAGGAAUAGUAUUGUUUUGCCCCCAUUCUCAAAAUAGAUGACAAAUUUUUAACCACCUGUCAUAAAAACGUCAUCAUGACAUCUCUCCUGCUCAAAAGAUCUCCGCUAAAACGCAUUAGAUCCCUCUGCACCACCCCUCGACCAACUAGACCAGACUAUUGCAACAAAACCAAAAAACCCCCACAAGACCCGGCGGUUCAACUGAAACAGUUCGGCGUCUACGUCCAGGAAUGUCUCCCGAAGUUUGUCCAACGGGUCCGCGUGACCCACUGCAAGGAACUGGAAGUGUUGAUUCCUCCCGAGGGAAUACUCCCGGUGAUGCAGUUUCUUAAGGACCAUCAUAACGCCCAAAUGCAAUGCCUGAUGGACGUAUGCGCCAUAGACGUGCCCGGGAGGUUAUACAGGUUCGAGGUGAUUUAUAGUCUUUUAUCCCUAAGGUUCGCCACCAGAAUGCUGGUGAAGACUUACACGGACGAACUUACCCCCAUAGAUUCCGUUACAGGUAUCUAUAAGUCCGCCAUGUGGUCCGAAAGGGAGGUGUGGGACCUGCACGGGGUUUUUUUCGCCAACCAUCCGGAUCUGAGGAGAAUCGUGACCGAUUAUGGGUUCGAAGGUCAUCCACUUAGGAAGGAUUUUCCUGUGUGCGGAUAUUAUGAAUCCAGGUACGACGAGGAGAAGAAACGGGUGGUACUGGAACCGGUGGAGUUCGCCCAAGAGAUGAGACAGUUCGACCUAAGUUCCCCUUGGGAGGAGUUCCGGAACUUCCGGACGGAUUUGCCCGAUAAAGUUCCGGUGGCAAAAGUUGUCGAGGCCAAAAAGACCAACGAGAAAAAAUGAUUGAAUGUUUAAUUAAUUUGAUUUGUUAAAUAGAAACUUUCAGUUUUGUUAUACUAACGGUGCUUAAUAGAGUUUUUUUUUUUUA
Molecule: messenger RNA, 991 nt
Organism: Anthonomus grandis grandis
Lineage: Eukaryota; Metazoa; Arthropoda; Insecta; Coleoptera; Curculionidae
Product: NADH dehydrogenase [ubiquinone] iron-sulfur protein 3, mitochondrial-like
Exons: 4
Coding region: 145-906 (253 amino acids)
Molecular function (GO): NADH dehydrogenase (ubiquinone) activity
Source: RefSeq, a predicted model, not a curated record